Molecule: messenger RNA, 1088 nt
Organism: Astyanax mexicanus (Mexican tetra)
Lineage: Eukaryota; Metazoa; Chordata; Actinopteri; Characiformes; Acestrorhamphidae
Product: zinc finger protein 239-like
Exons: 2
Coding region: 202-888 (228 amino acids)
Biological process (GO): regulation of transcription by RNA polymerase II; central nervous system development
Cellular component (GO): nucleus
Molecular function (GO): RNA polymerase II cis-regulatory region sequence-specific DNA binding; DNA-binding transcription factor activity, RNA polymerase II-specific
Source: RefSeq, a predicted model, not a curated record
UCUACAUAACCCGGAUGAGGCUGAGCUUCCGGGGUCUGUAGUAAGAGCAGGAUCAGCUGAACUACAGAAGAAAUGAAAAAUAUUCUCCUGAAAUUCAUAUUUAACUAAGAGGAAUGUCAAACUGCUGAAAGAGGUGAAGCAGAAGCCGUCCUGAAGUAUCUCCAGAACACGCAGAAAUUGUUUGAUACAUUUAACAGACAAAUGAAGUCAAGUCCUGACAUGGAGAAACAUCAGCACUCUGUAAAGAGUUUUACUAAACAGAGUAAUCUCAAAAACCACCAGCACAUUCACACAGGAGAGAAACCGUAUCACUGCUCAGACUGUGGGAAGAGAUUUACUAAACAGAGGCAUCUCAAACUGCAUCAGCGCAUUCACACAGGAGAGAAACCGUUUCACUGCUCAGACUGUGGGAAGAAUUUUACUAAACAGAGUAAUCUCAAUCAACACCAGCGCAUUCACACAGGAGAGAAACCGUAUUACUGCUCAGACUGUGGGAAGAGUUUUAAUCAAGAGGGUCAUCUCAAAAAACACCAGCGCAUUCACACAGGAGAGAAACCGUAUCACUGCUCCGAUUGUGGGAGGAGUUUUACUCAACAGAGUAAUUUUAAAAUACACCAGCGCAUUCACACAGGAGAGAAACCGUAUUACUGCUCAGACUGUGGGAAGAGUUUUAAUCAGCAGAGUACUCUCAAACUGCAUCAGCGCAUUCACACAGGAGAGAAACCGUAUCACUGCUCAGACUGUGGGAAGAGUUUUACUGAACAGAGUCAUCUCAAAAUACACCAGCGCAUUCACACAGGAGUAAGACCGUAUUACUGCUCAGAGUGUGGAAAGAGUUUUAAUCGACAGGGUAAUCUCAAAAAACACCAUCGCAUUCACACAGGAUAGAAACCGUAUCACUGCUCAGACUGUGGGAAGUGUUUUUCUCGACAAUUUCAUCUCCCAUUGCACCAGUGCAUUUAGCAAUGCCUUUUUACAGGUUCAGCAAAAUGAAUCUAUUCCGGAGAUGAUGUUUAUUGAAUUUCGUGUUAUGUUUUCAUGUAUGUUUGAAUACCUACAUUAGUUAAUGCCUACAGAGAUCUCCACCA